Molecule: messenger RNA, 2142 nt
Organism: Scutellospora calospora
Lineage: Eukaryota; Fungi; Glomeromycota; Glomeromycetes; Diversisporales; Gigasporaceae
Source: the annotation of a GenBank genome assembly
AUGGAAGAUAAUGUGUCUUAUCAAUUUGCUCCGGUACGACAGCGUAGAGAAGAUAGACAGGAUAUCAAUCAAGGAUGUGUGGUAUCGGUGAAAAAGGUAAAAAUCGAAAAUCUUUACACUUUUCCGGAAUCUGAUAAUCUAGAUCGUGUCAAUGCAGAGAUGGUUAAUCAUUAUGAAGAUGUGCAAAAUUUUGUUCCAUUUUUAUCCUGUCAUAUCACUUUCGGCAAUGCUUAUCGAGUUAAAGAAAAUCCUUUAAAUAGAAGUCAUACUGUACUUGGAUUAUUCAAACCGACUGACAGACGCCCGAUAGAUCCACCUCCAAUAAUCCAAUUAAAAGUUCAUGAUCCCACCCUGCCACAAGCCGAAAAAAGUUCAUUCCUUCAGAAUCCUUAUUUUUUUAUGUACGCGUCUUUAAUGGCUCCUGAUACAACUGAAGAGCUACAUUUACUUCGAGAUGGCAAGACACGUUCUACGACCGGCUCCGUUGUUUCUUCCCUAUACCAUCUUAAAGACAUUGAUAACUCUGAUGCUGGAUUUUUCGUAUUUCCUGAUUUAUCUGUACGCAUGGAAGGAACAUAUCGUUUAAAACUAAGUCUUUUUGAAAUAAUCGAACGCGAUGUAUAUCAUUGUAAAUCAAUAUUAUCAGAUAUAUUCAUCGUAUAUUCUGCAAAAAGAUUUCCUGGAAUGGAAGAAUCAACGUUUUUAUCAAGGUCUUUUGCCGAUCAAGGUUUAAAAAUCAGAAUAAGAAAAGAAAUCAGGAUACGAAGGCGGUUAGCUAAAAGAAAAGAAUUAGAACCGAUUGAAAGUGCUGAUGUAAAUAGGAUGAAACGCGUACGCGGUGAUGAUAGAUUCGAUAAUGAUAGUCGUGACUCUUCUGAUUUGGAAGUGACAGAUCUUUCACAGUCUACAGAUGAGAUACGUUCUAAGAGAACUCCUGAUUUAACCGAAAGACGAAAUGAUCAUACAAAUAAAAGUCCAUCCAUGUCAUAUAUUCGAGGGCCCUACGAUCAUAUGCCUCACAUGGGUCCAUAUGAUCAUAAUUCUCCUUUGUAUGGACCAGGAUAUCCACCACAUCGACCAAUUUCCUGGCAUGCCCGCCCGGAGUAUGAUCCGCAUUACCCCCCUUAUUAUGAUCCAUAUGACAGAAGAUAUGGUUAUCAUCCUUACUAUUAUCCUCCUCCAUUACCUGAAGGUGCAGACCAUCAUCGUUAUCCAUAUUCUCAUCCACCAACUUAUGGCAGGCCUCCAAUUUAUCCAAAUCAACCUGGAUAUUAUGAUACACCACCAAGGAUCCCUCAUUCUUCAAACGAAUCUUCGGGUGUCUCUAGACCUUAUGGAUAUGAUAUGUCAAAUCCUUACCCUUCUCCGCGACAAUGGACACAUUAUGGUGAACGUCCAUCUCAAAGAGAUCAUAGUACUGAUUCUUCUUCUUCAUAUCGGAGUGACCUACCUCCAAUACCGCCACGUCGCCCGGUGUAUUCAUAUCCUGAAUAUUAUCAUACAUAUCAUCUACCUCCUCCACCUAAACAGGAUAAUGGACAAGGUGAUCAUACUUCAGGUCAACCUGGUUCCGCUAAAAUUCCUAUUCAAGAUCUUUUAUCUACUGAACAACAACAAUUGCAACCUAACUCUGAACGUACUACUAACGGUGUCCCUUCUCCCCGCACAUAUGGAGCUCCUCCGUCUGCAUUUGCCCAUCUUUAUCCUCAUCCUAGUCGUUCUCAUGAAUACCAGUCACGACAUGAUAUGUACAAUCAUUCUCGAUAUUCACAUGAUGUUAGAUAUCCACCUCAUGAAAGUUUACCACAUUAUGGUCAAAGGGUUACCUCUGACUCACCAGGUCCAGUGAGUACAAAAGCCAUACAUCCACCAACAACAUUGCAGCCUCAAGAUCCUACACAUUCUUCAACAACUUCGAUAUCAGCGAUCCAAUCAAUGUCAUCAAGAUCCGAUUUUUCUAUACAUGGAGACCGAAAUAUGGAGUAUAUUCAAUAUGAUCCUGCACGUCGAUCAUAUCCUGAUGAGCAGUCACCUUUUGGUAAUUCAGGAGCAGUGACAUCUUCCGAUUCAACCUCAUCCCCACAAUCCUCAGUUUAUAAUGGACGUGUUGUUCCGACAUCAUCACCUAUAGAAGUCAAAUAG